Leptonychotes weddellii (Weddell seal) is the source of this 2816-nucleotide messenger RNA. The record is from RefSeq and is a predicted model, not a curated record. Lineage: Eukaryota; Metazoa; Chordata; Mammalia; Carnivora; Phocidae.
AUCCAGUUACUCCUCUGAAAAAUGAACGUUCUCCCCCCAAGCUUUGGCCACUGCUGGGACCUGAUGCCGAGGACCCUGGAGGGGCAGAUCACCAUGGAGAAGACACCCAGUUACUUCGUCACCCGCGAAGCGCCCGCGCGCAUCUCGGCCAUGUCCAAGGACACCAAGCUCAUCGUGGUGGUGCGGGACCCGGUGACCCGAGCCAUCUCGGACUACACGCAGACGCUGUCCAAGCGGCCCGACAUCCCCACCUUCGAGAGCUUGACGUUCAAGAACCGCACGACGGGCCUCAUCGACACGUCGUGGAGCGCCAUCCAGAUCGGCAUCUACGCCAAGCACCUGGAGCCCUGGCUGCAUCACUUCCCCAUCGGCCAGAUGCUCUUCGUGAGCGGGGAGCGGCUCAUCAGCGACCCGGCCGGCGAGCUGGGCCGCGUGCAGGACUUCCUGGGCCUCAAGAGGAUCAUCACCGACAAGCACUUCUACUUCAACAAGACCAAGGGCUUCCCCUGCCUGAAGAAGGCCGAGGGCAGCAGCAAGCCCCACUGCCUGGGCAAGACCAAGGGCAGGACCCACCCCGAGAUCGACCGCGAGGUGGUGCGCAGGCUGCGCGAGUUCUAUCGGCCGUUCAACUUGAAGUUCUACCAGAUGACCGGCCAGGACUUCGGCUGGGAUGGAUGACCAUAUAAUUUAAAAAGAAAAAAAAAAAAUCAGAAUAUAAUAUAUUUUUUUACCAAUCGGUAGAGAAAAGGCAGUUUAAUAUUUGUGCUGAAAAUGUUUGUUUCAGUAUUUUUUUUUUUUUUUUUGCAAUGAAUGUUAAGAGCGUGUUCUCACCUCCUCCCCCAUCUGCUUGUGUCACUGGCCCAAACAUUUGGAUAAACAAAAAAGGAAAACCUCACUCACCGAAAUACUUGGCAAUUUUCGAUUUCUGUUUUAUGUUUUAUAUGCACAAUUAUAAACUCUGAGCAUCGGUCACCAUGAAAACUUUCAAGAAAGUCCUGAGGGUAAAUCAGUCUCUGUUUCUGUCUCUGCCUCUCUCUUUCUGUCUCUCUUUUCACAGGUCCCAGAUAAAACGCUCUCUCCUUACAUUUCCUUCUUUUUUUUUUUCCCGUGCCACUUCUUCAAAACUAUUUCCCAAUUAAUAAUACUCUAGGUUUGCCCACGAUUAUUCACAGUUAACCAACAGUGCUUUCAAAUAAAACACCUUCUCCCAUCUUUGCAUGAUGUGAUAGAAGAAGGUAGCACAUAGAGAUUAAGAUCCCCAUUUUAGAAUAAAGAAACUGAGUCUCAGGAAGGUUGGGCAAAAAACCCCAUCUUCCACUUGUUCCCUUUUUCAUGCCCCUUCUUCCAGAGAGAAUGAGAAGUAAGACAGCUGUACUUUUAGAAACAGUUGGCUAGUUUGGGGAUGAUUGGAGAUAGGACAGAGAGGGUUUCCUAUUUAUUGCCUUCAAAAGUUCGAGGCCAGCCUUGUGACACUCGGUCAUGAGGAGUCACCAGCGUUCAAGGACCCACCACUCAGACCUGGGCACAGUAUCUUUUAAGAGCCAAUCUUGGCUCGUUGAAAUGGCCUGAGCUAUGGAACUCUCAGCUUAGUUGAGGUUGAGAGAAAUUACUGGAUUCUUAUCUGGAGAACGAGAUGGACAAUCACACUAGGAACAGGACAAAAAGUAGUAGGAUAACUUACUUAGUUGUGGUUUUGACUUUUUUUUUUUUUUUAAAGAAAAACCCACUUCAGUAAGAGCUUACAAGUAGGAAUCUCAUUUUUCUUUCGCUCUCUUUUAACAAAGAAAAUCCACUUCUCUUUUUAAUACCUCAUUUCUAAUCCUGGAGCCAAUACUAAAAAGAUGAAUAAAUGUCAUUAUUUUUCAUGGGUGGAGGACUAUCACUUUGUCACUUUAUUUUCCCCACUUCCUGUUUGUACUGAGAAUAACGGAAUAUUCAUUAAUACUUGGAAAAUAUUCUAAGAAAUACAGAUGUGGGUAAAAUGGAGGUUUUUCUUCUCCCAUCUAGUUCUCUCAUCCCCCAUUUAAAUAGCUCAAAUAAAUCAAUAGUUUACUAAAGAGUAUUCCUUUCCUCUCUGAGUGGGCAUUAACAAGAUUAGCAUUAAUGGGAAUUAAAUUGGCUUAGAGAGAAGCACAUGUGCACGAAAUAUAUAAAACAUUUAUAAUUAGUCUGUCAGCAACAUUUUAUUACAGGUUUAAACCCAAGAGGAAAAUGUCUCCUAUCUCCUGGAACUUUUCCAUAUCUGCAAAAAUUUAAAGGAGCAGACACUACGGUAUUCUUAAAUAAUUAUUCUUUAUUUCUCCAGUGGUGUCCAAAGAGACUAAAGUUGCUGGAAAAUAUGCAGAGUGCAAAUGUGCAUCAACCCUAAAUGCUGCAUCAGGUGAAAUAAGUCUUUCCUGAGAGGCCUAACACAGGAUUAAAAUGCAGGGAAAAAAUUAUUUAAGUUUCUAGAUAUUCCAACAUUGCUCCAAACCUUUGAAUUUCUGUAUGAAUAUCCCGUUUAUGAGAGUUAAAAAGAAAAAAAAUCCCAGGUCUCCUUUGCCCAGUUGAUUUUAAGGUGCCCUUAAUUUUCCAACUCAACACCCUGUUUUCGCUGUACUUAAAUCAUCACUUUUAGAAACAAGAUACUCAUCUUAAACUCUUUGCAUCUUUUCUCUUAACUCGUUUUGUUUGUGCCUCUGAUCCUUUUCUAAGCAUUUACUUGGCAAUAAGCAAACAUAGCUUGCACAAGGAAAGGAGUGCAUCUAACACUUGUAUUGGGCAAUCUUCCUCUUUCUGUGUUAAGAAAUAAUAAAAACGGAAUUGAGUUCAAAGCA